This is a messenger RNA of Lathyrus sativus (Indian pea), 3417 nucleotides long. The record is from the annotation of a GenBank genome assembly. NCBI's taxonomy places the organism in Eukaryota, Viridiplantae, Streptophyta, Magnoliopsida, Fabales, Fabaceae.
AUGGAAGCAUUCACUCUAAGCGCAGGUGAAUCCUCUUCUUCUCCUGGCAGUUCAAGUUCAUUCACAAGGUUAUGCACUUACCAUGUCUUUUUGAGUUUUAGAGGAGAUGAUACACGCAAAGGAUUCACCGAUCAUCUAUGUGCUUCCCUCGAAAGAAAAGGGAUCACAACUUUCAGAGAUGACAAAGAUCUUGAGAGAGGACAAGUCAUUUCACAAAAGCUAAUCGAUGCAAUUCAAGAUUCUAUGUUUGCCAUCACCAUUCUUUCACCCGAUUAUGCUUCUUCCACUUGGUGUUUGGAUGAGCUUCAAAUGAUCAUGGAGUGCAGCAGCAAUAACAACCUUCAAGUUUUCCCAGUCUUCUAUGGUGUAGACCCGUCUGUUGUGAGGCAUCAAAGAGGAUACUAUGAGGAGGCUUUCAGAAAACAUCAAGAGAAAUUUGGUCAACACAGUGUUAGGGUUGAAAAAUGGAAAGAUGCUUUGAUUCAAGUUUCCAGUUACUCUGGAUGGGAUUCCAAGGACCAGCAUGAGGCAUUACUAGUGGAACACAUUGCUCAACACAUACAUAGAAAGUUGGUUCCUAAAUUGCCAUCUUGCACAGCGAACCUUGUUGGGAUUGCUUCCAAGGUGGAGGAAGUGAACAAGUACAUAGGUAUGGGGUUGAAUGACGUUCGUUUUAUAGGCAUAUGGGGUAUGAGUGGCAUAGGUAAGACAUCUAUUGCAAGAGCAGUCUAUGAAGCAAUCCAAUGUACAUUUCAAGUUCCUUGCUUUCUUGAAAAUGUUGGAGAGGCAUCUGAGCCAAAGGGUGGUUUAGUUCAGGUGCAAAGACAACUUCUUUCUCAUUUGAGUAUAAGUAGGAAUGAUUUUCAUAAUUUGUAUGAUGGGAAGAAAACAAUACGAAACUCUUUAUGCAGAAAAAAGGUUCUCCUUGUUCUUGAUAAUGUGAAUGAUGUAAACCAACUGGGGAAUUUGGCUGGGAAACAAGAUUGGUUUGGUCCAGGAAGUAGAGUAAUAAUCACAACUACAGAUAAACACCUGCUAUUGAAUCACGGAGUACAUAACAUUUAUGAGGUUGGAAUGCUAUCCCAAAAGGAAGCCCUUCAUCUCUUUUGCUUAAAAGCCUUUAAAGGAGAUAAACCACAAGAAGGGUAUUUGGAUUUGUCCAAAGAAGUGGUGGACUAUACUGGUGGUCUUCCAUUGGCACUUGAGGUGUUAGGUUCCCAUCUUUAUGGAAGAAAUGUUGAUCUUUGGCAUAGUGCUCUUAAAAAUAUAAGAAGUGCACCUCCACGUGAAAUCCAAGAUAAACUGAAAAUAAGUUAUGAGAGUUUAGGCACCAUGGAGAGGGCUAUAUUUCUAGAUAUUGCCUGUUUCUUCAAGGGAAUGAAAAGAGAUAAAGUAAUAGAUAUAUUAGAAAAUUGUGAUUAUAGCCCCCAAAUUAUAAUUCAAGAUUUGAUUGACAGAUCUUUGGUAACUCUAGAUCGGGUGAAUAAUAAACUGGGAAUGCAUGACUUGCUUCAAGAAAUGGGCAGGAAUAUUGUUUUUCAGGAAUCUCCUAAUGAACCUGGGAGACGUAGCAGGUUAUGGUGUAAAGAGGACAUUGAUCACGUGUUGACGAAAAAUAAGGGAAGCAAAAAAAUUAGCAGUAUAGUCCUCAACUUACUCCAACCAUAUGAAGCUCGCUGGAGCACCGAAGCAUUCUCAAAGGCAAGUCAGCUAAAAUUGCUCAUCUUAAAUGAAGUGCAACUUCCCCUUGGCCUCAGAUUCCUUCCUUGUUCGUUGAAAGUUCUUCGUUGGAGAGGAUGUCCUUUGAAGACUCUGGCACAAACAAAUCAACUUGAUGAAGUUGUUGAUGUUAAAUUAUCUCAUAGCAAAAUUGAACAACUUUGGCAAGGAAUAAAUUUUAUGGAAAAGCUGAAGUACCUGAAUAUGAAAUUUUCCAAGGACCUAAAGAGAUUGCCUGAUUUUUCCGGGGUUCCAAAUCUUGAAAAAUUGAUUCUUAAAGGCUGCACAAGCCUAACUGAGGUUCAUCCAUCCCUUGUACACCACCAGAAAGUUGUUCUGGUGAAUUUAGAAGACUGCAAAUGUCUUGAAGCUCUUCCAGAGAAAUUGGAGAUGAGUUCCCUGAAGGAGUUGAUUCUUUCUGGCUGCUGCAAAUUUAAAUUCCUUCCAGAGUUUGGAGAGGGCAUGGAAAAUCUAUCAAAGCUUGCUUUACAAGGAACAGCUAUAAGGAAACUACCCUCAUCACUUGGCUGCCUUGUUGGGCUUGUUGCUUUGAACUUAAAUGACUGCAAAAGUCUUGUUUGUCUUCCAGAUACUAUUCAUGGAUUGAAUUCACUCAAAAUUCUGGACAUUUCUGGGUGCUCAAAGCUCUGUAGAUUGCCAAAUUGUUUGAAGGAAAUUCAGUGUUUGGAGGAACUCCAUGCCAAUGAUACUGCUAUUGAUGAACUACCUUCCUCCAUCUUUUCUCUAUAUAAUCUUAAAUUAAUAUCAUUUGCUGGGUGCAAAGGGACGUUGAUCAAGUCAACGAACCAAUUUAAUCCCUUCAAACGGAUGCAACCGUGUCAACCACCUCCCAUUGGAUUCAGAUUUCCACAUUAUAUUUCUAACCUGCCCUCUUUGAAACAUAUAAACUUAAGCUACUGUGAUCUUUCUGAAGAAUCAAUUCCUGAUUAUUUUUGCCAAUUAGCAUCACUAGUGUCUCUGGAUCUAACUGGCAACAAUUUUGUUACCAUACCAAGCAGCAUUUCUAAACUUCCAAAGCUGGAACUUCUUACUCUAAAUUGCUGUAAAAUUCUUCGAUCGGUGCCAGUUCUUCCAUUUGGUAUAAUGCAAUUGGACGCAAGCAACUGCGAUUCACUGGAAACUACCAAAUUCAAUCCAGCAAAACCAUGCAGUCUCUUUGCAUCACCAAUAAAAUUGUCCUUACCGCAACAAUUUAAGAGCUUUAUGCAGGGACGUUGUCUCCCUACUACAAGAUUUGACAUGCUUAUCCCUGGGAGUGAAAUUCCAUCUUGGUUUUCUCCUCAAAGAUCUGUUUCCUGGGCAAAGCUACACACCCCUUGUAAUUUCCAUCAAGAAGAAUGGGUAGGAAUUACUUUGUGUUUCCUAUUAGUGAGUUAUGCUGUCCCUCCUGAAUUGUGCAAUCAUGAGAUUGACUGUUAUUUGAUUGCAUCAAAUGAUAAGAAGUUGAUCAGCACAAGGAAAUUACCUUGUAUGGAUCCAAGUUAUCCUCACCUUUAUAUUCUCUACUUGUCCAUUGAACAAUUUCGCGACAAAAUUCUCGAUGAGGAUUAUUGGGACGACAUUGAAUUUGAGUUGAAGUGUUACUGCUGUGAUUCAUUGAAAAUAUUGAGGAGUGGCUGCCGCUUGGUGUGCAAGCAAGAUGUUGAAGUAUUUCAAGCUCAUACAGUUGGUCCUUGA